Molecule: messenger RNA, 648 nt
Organism: Penicillium argentinense
Lineage: Eukaryota; Fungi; Ascomycota; Eurotiomycetes; Eurotiales; Aspergillaceae
Product: glutathione S-transferase family protein
Exons: 1
Coding region: 1-648 (215 amino acids)
Source: RefSeq, a predicted model, not a curated record
AUGUCUCUCAAGCCCAUCACUCUCUACGGCCACGGCCCUGGUCCCAACCCUUGGAAGGUUGUCAUUGUCCUCGAGCAGCUCGGCCUCCCCUAUGAGAACAAGCCCGUCGCCUUCCCCGACAUGAAGAAGGAACCCUACGAGUCCAUCAACCCUAAUGGCCGUGUCCCCGCUAUUGAAGAUCCCAACACUGGCAUCACAAUUUGGGAAUCUGGCGCGAUCCUCGAAUACCUCGUCGAGACCUACGACAAGCAGAACACCAUUAGCUUCGCCCCCGGCUCGCAGGACUACUUCCUUGCCAAGCAGUGGCUGCACUUCCAGGUCAGCGGCCAGGGCCCUUACUUCGGCCAGGCCGUCUGGUUCACCCGCUACCACCCAGAGCAGAUCGAGAGUGCCAAGGAGCGCUACUAUAAUGAGAUUCGCCGUGUCUCAGGUGUGCUGGAUCGCGUCUUGAAAGAUAAGGAAUAUCUUGUCGGUAACAAGUGGAGUUACGCGGACCUGGCGUUCAUUCCCUGGUUCCUGGUCCUUGAUUUCCUCGGCAUUAGUGUGUCUGAUUAUCCUAAUUUGGAGGCUUGGUUGAGCCGCCAGAAGGCGAAGCCCGCUGUUGCGAAGACCGUGGAGCUUCGUGCUGCUGCCCUCGCGCAGCACUAA